This is a messenger RNA of Asterias rubens (European starfish), 1235 nucleotides long. RefSeq names its product 2-oxoglutarate and iron-dependent oxygenase domain-containing protein 2-like. NCBI's taxonomy places the organism in Eukaryota, Metazoa, Echinodermata, Asteroidea, Forcipulatida, Asteriidae. The transcript has 7 exons. Bases 79 to 1128 code for a protein of 349 amino acids. Gene Ontology annotation, molecular function: oxidoreductase activity, acting on paired donors, with incorporation or reduction of molecular oxygen; iron ion binding; L-ascorbic acid binding. The record is from RefSeq and is a predicted model, not a curated record.
UAGAUCAGCCAAACUCCGGCCGGGAGACUUGCGAGUAGAAGCAUAAGUCAACAUCAUGUGUUCUAAUUUAACUUCACUAUGUCGAAAGUUACGAUGAAGAAGUAUUACUGCUGCAAAUGUUUUUUGACGGAUAACAUUUAUAUAUCAGAGUAUGACAUCCACGUAACAUAUCACUGCGAUGACCAAUUUCUGGAAACUUGGCAAAAGAAGUUACAAAGACGAGGAUGCAGUGGUGAUAAAUUUACAGAGAUUUUACAAAAGGUCAAGUCUGAAGUGGAGAGGAGACAGAAUCUCGGAGCUCAAAGUCUUAUAAGGAGAGACCUUAUCUCAGCCAAUUACACACCCCUUCAUCCACAUGUAUACAACAUCCAGAAGAAUUAUUUUUCACCUGUGUUUCUGUCCAUCGUUGAUGCCUGCAAAAGUGGAAGAGUAAAUGUUGAGAGCCUGAUGAAUAUGCUACAUCAAGAACAUGCGGAACAGGUGUUUUCCUUUCCACUCUUCACUCAGCAGUUCUGCCAAGAUUUUAUUGAGGAAAUUUGUCAUUUUGAGAGCACAGACUUGCCCAAGGGAAGACCAAACACGAUGAACAAUUACGGGGUGUUGUUGGAUGAUCUAGGCUUCGGUGAUCAGUUUGUUACCCCGCUAAUCCAAGAGUACCUUACGCCCAUUACAAAACUCCUGUACCCAGACUGUGGAGGUGCAUCAUUAGACUCGCAUAAAGCCUUUGUCGUCAAGUACAAGCUUGGUGAGGACUUGUCUCUGGCCUAUCACUAUGACAACGCAGAGGUCACUUUGAAUGUGUCACUUGGGAAGGAGUUCAGUGACGGGUCAUUGUACUUCGGAGACAUGAGAUGGGUGCCCCCUCAAGAGACCGCAUGUACAGAAUCCACACACAAGCCGACCUUUGCCCUUCUACACAGAGGUCAACAUAAACAUGGUGCCCUCCCUAUCCGCAGUGGUGAACGGUAUAAUUUGAUUAUCUGGAUGCGUUCUUCAGUUGUCAGGAAUCGGUGCUGUCCGAUGUGUGAUGAGGCCCCUCAGUUAAUGGAGACAGUUGGUUAUGGUGAUGGUUUAACUGUGGAUCACACCCGGGAGGAUGAAAUGGUCAAUGUGUGUGCUGCAUUGUGAUGUUGGGAUGCUUAGGGAUAAGAUUGUUCAAACUUUUGGCUGAAUUCAGACUUUUAUGUCGGCCUGGUGAAGAAAUUCAGACAAUAUUUUUUCCCACAAAUAAAGAA